This is a messenger RNA of Paramisgurnus dabryanus, 1235 nucleotides long. The record is from RefSeq and is a predicted model, not a curated record. NCBI's taxonomy places the organism in Eukaryota, Metazoa, Chordata, Actinopteri, Cypriniformes, Cobitidae.
GUCAGUAUAUGGUGUUUAUGAAAGCGUUUCACUCCUGACAAACACAAACAUCUGUGUGACCAAAGCCACAGUGAAAUCUGACAGAAGGUUCAACUUUCCUCUCCUAGAGGAUGUUGAGAAAUGCGACGACCUAACUAGUUAUUCAAAUGGAUAAUUCAGGGUCGUGUUGUAGUAAUCUGGAGGAGCAGAAGGUUGUGAUGAAGAUUGGCAUUAGUAUGGUGUUAGUAGGACAUGUUAAUUUCCUGUUGGGUGCUUUGGUUCAUGGUGUGGUGCUGAGGCACUUUAGUCUUAAUGUGCGGGGACAGGCCAUGGAAAGCACCAUCUCCAACAUCAUCGCCUUGACAGCAGGCUUACUGGGUGUCAUAAUUGGGAUAUUCACUAUUAUUUUCUCCAAAAACAUGAAGAACAGGAUACUGGCCUGCUCAUUGUUUGUGUUAAGUGCUAUUGCUGGUCUCGUGGCCACCGCCUCAGUCAUAGGAUUGAGUGUGUCAUUGGUAAAGACCAUCAUUCGUGGUGACAAGAGUCUGCUUGCCUACUGCGGCUAUACUGAUGAUGUCAUGAGCCAUAUAAGCAUCGCCAAUAAGUGUCCCUUUGACCCUACUCGAAUUUAUAGCACCACUAUAAUCCUGUGGGUACCGCUGAUAAUCAUCAGUGCUGUGGAGAUGAUUUUCUCGUGUCGCUUAUUUAAAGUCUCCAGCAAUUCUUACAUCUCUCUGCCCUGCUGCCUAGGCAAACACCUUCAACAGGAUCCAAGCAGAUCGAUGGAGCCCCGGAGAGUUACAGAAUCCCCUCUCCUCCCCCACCACGUGCUCACAUCCCGUUGUUGUCAAGGAGACGAAGAAAGGAGGCUGCCCGUUAGACCCCCACACAACUCACGAGCACACCGCUCCGUACCCACCGCUCCACAGUUUCACCAACCCUCUUCCCGGUUCAACCGGGGAGCUUUGGAUAGGUCCAGUAUCUGGAUCUAAUGUUGGGCCAUACUGUGGCUUUGUUACUCCUGCAGGACAUCUCAAUACAAGUGUUUCUCUUGAUAAGAGAGGAAUGUUGCACAGCUGCUUGUACAGGUUGAAGCAGACGUCAGGUUUGGUUAAGGAAUUCUCUUCAUAUGGCCAGUAUGUCUUUUUGCUGGUUUCUCUCACCCCAAGGUGCACUUGGUAAUAUUUAAAGACAUUUAAUGGUUCAAUGGGAUUUAGAAGUAGCUACAAUACAAUAAAGCAAGAAAUAUGAGUUCA